GCUCUGACGCUAGAGCGGUCUCCUGCCAGCGUGAAUCAUGUCUCUCCAUGAAAACGAAGAGGCUCUUCCCCUUUCGGCCGAGGAUCAGCCCUUUUUCGAUGCCGUGAAGGCGGAAUUUGGUGACAAGUGCACGGACGACCUCGCGAUCCGCGUGGCUCGCGCUUAUCGCGGAGUCAAAAAGAACCGGCAGCAGUUUACGAUCGCAGAGACCAAGAAGAUCCUCGACGCUCGUGCUGCCUACAAUGCCGACACCGUCCUUCAACGCGACUUGCCCAUGUCCAAAAUGUACAACGAGUACUGGCCCACGUAUAUCUACGGUGAAGAUAAAGAGGGACACCUCGUUACGGUGGACCGCCUCAGCGAUAUCAACCCGGACGGGUUGUUCAAGACCUUCGCCAACACCGAAGAUAUCAUCCCCCACCGAUGGCAGUACAUGGAGCGCAUCCAAUGGGAGAAAGUCGCCAUCUCGAAGCGACUCGGUCGUCGAGUCUACAAGCACGUGUGUAUCGUGGAUCUGAAGGGUCUCAGAAUGAAGCUUCUAUCGCCGUCAGUGCUGAGCCACCUCAAGCCUAUCUUCGACGUGGGUCAACUCUACUACCCGGAGACGCUGCACUGUCUGUACGUCGUGAAUGCGCCGUUCAUUUUCUACAGCGCCUGGAAGGUCAUCUCGGCUGUCAUCCAGCCUGAAACGCGUGAAAAGAUCCAAGUGUUUGUACACAUGAAGGCAUUCUUGGAGGUGGCACAGAACCACGGCAUCCCACUUUCGUCACUUCCGUCUUACAUGGGCGGAUCACACCCAGGGCGAAUCAUGAACAAUUCGUUCACGGCAUCCGAGCCCGAUACUCCUUUGCCCGCUCCUGUAGUGGCUACAGUGACAACUGAGAAGGAGAAAGCGGCUCCCACCGGUACUGAAGCUGCAGCUGGGCUGGAGGUGUGCGCAGGAAAUUAG
Messenger RNA from Phytophthora infestans T30-4, 949 nucleotides. RefSeq lists its product as uncharacterized. Bases 38 to 949 code for a protein of 303 amino acids. NCBI's taxonomy places the organism in Eukaryota, Oomycota, Peronosporomycetes, Peronosporales, Peronosporaceae. The transcript has 3 exons. The record is from RefSeq and is a predicted model, not a curated record.